CCCCGUGGCCCUGCGGGGAGUCUGGGGGUCGACAGGCCGCUCGGACUUGGCGCGGGGUUAGCCACGCCUCUCCCUACCUCGGUGCGGCCUAGACGGUCGGGGCCGCGGGGAAAUGGAGACCUCUCCCGCCACGGGGGGCUCUGAGACCACUCGCCUGGUGAGCCCCCGAGACCGCGGCGGCGCUGGUGGCGGCCUGCGUUUGAAGAGUCUCUUCACAGAGCCCUCCGAGCCCCUUCCCGAGGAGCCCAAACCCAUGGAGACGUCCUUCCACCACUGCCACAGGGACCCUCUGCCACAGCCAGGUCUCACCCCUGAGAGGCUGCAGGCACAGAGGCAGCUGUGUGCCGCCUGUGCUGUGUGCUGCGUCUUCAUGGCCGGGGAAGUAGUCGGUGGGUAUUUGGCGCACAGCCUGGCCAUUAUGACUGAUGCGGCCCACCUGUUGGCAGAUGUGGGUAGCAUGAUGGGCAGCCUCUUCUCCCUCUGGCUCUCUACCCGUCCAGCCACCCGCACCAUGACCUUUGGCUGGCACCGCUCAGAGACUCUGGGGGCUUUGGCCUCUGUGGUCUCCCUCUGGAUGGUCACUGGCAUCCUCCUGUACCUGGCCUUCAUCCGCCUGCUGCACAGCGACUACCACAUCGAGGGGGGUGCCAUGCUGCUGACCGCCAGCAUCGCAGUCUGUGCCAAUCUGCUAAUGGCCUUUGUGCUGCACCAGGCUGGGCCCCACCACAGCCACGGGUCCAGGGGGGCAGAGUAUGCACCGCUGGAGGAGGGGCCUGGGGAACCCCUGCCCCUGGGGAACACCAGCGUCCGGGCGGCCUUUGUGCACGUGCUGGGGGACCUUCUGCAGAGCCUUGGGGUGCUGGCUGCCUCCAUCCUCAUCUACUUCAAGCCUCAGUACAAGGCAGCUGACCCCAUCAGCACCUUUCUCUUCUCCAUCUGUGCCCUCGGAUCCACCGCUCCCACCCUCCGAGAUGUUCUCCGCGUCCUCAUGGAAGGUACCCCCCGAAAUGUGGGGUUUGAACCUGUGCGAGAUACCCUGUUGUCAGUGCCAGGAGUUCGGGCAACCCACGAGCUGCACCUGUGGUCCCUUACGCUUACUUACCAUGUUGCCUCCGCACACCUGGCCAUUGACUCCACGGCUGACUCUGAAGCCGUCCUGGCUGAAGCCACAUCCCGGCUCCACUCCCGGUUUGGAUUCUCCAACUCUACCCUGCAGGUCGAGCAGUACCAGCCUGAGAUGGCUCAGUGCCUGCGCUGCAGGGAGCCCCCCCAAGCCUGAGCCACGGC
Mesoplodon densirostris (Blainville's beaked whale) is the source of this 1287-nucleotide messenger RNA. RefSeq names its product solute carrier family 30 member 3 (gene SLC30A3). The coding region runs from base 113 to 1279 and encodes 388 amino acids. Gene Ontology annotation, biological process: zinc ion transmembrane transport; response to zinc ion. Gene Ontology annotation, cellular component: plasma membrane. Gene Ontology annotation, molecular function: zinc ion transmembrane transporter activity. NCBI's taxonomy places the organism in Eukaryota, Metazoa, Chordata, Mammalia, Artiodactyla, Ziphiidae. The record is from RefSeq and is a predicted model, not a curated record. The transcript is spliced from 8 exons.